AUGGCCACGCACGCGCGAGCACUCAGACACACCUUGUUCCGGAGCGACAGCCACCGUGAUGCGAAUGCCCGCAAUAGCCCGGGCAGACCCAAGCUCACGCCGGAGAUACUCAACUCGCUGUCCCUUACCGAGCGAGAGUGUCUUGAUGCCUUUCCCGGCCUCACCAAGUCGAUUGACGAUGUGGUCGCCGAGGGGCCCUUCAAACUCAAGAAUACGGGCGACCUUGGCCCUCUCCAGGGAAGGAUCAGAGAUGGAAAGAUCUACAUCAUCAACGCCCAGAGGCGCAAAGAUCUCUCCGCCGAAAUGCUAAACCCCCAAUCAUCGCCAGCAACUCAAGAUCAUCUGCAUCAAGCUGACGACCGUCGAUCGAAUGUCAAGUCCCGCACCGCCGCCCUCCACCAGCUCCACCGCGCCCUCCUCACCGCGCCGGAGCCCCUCCCGGACACCAUCUUCACCAUCAACUUCCAGGACCAGCCCUUCGGCACCGCCUGGGGCUACUCGACGCCCGCCGACCCGGCCCACCGCGGCGACCGGGCGCGCGACCCGGACAAGCGCCUCUUCCUCAUGCCGCACUUCUCCUUCUGGGCCUGGCCCUUACCCUUCGUCGGCUCCGUCGCCCGCGCCGCGCGCGCCAUAGCCGCCGUCGAGGACUCCCACCACGACCGCCACGAGGGGGGCUCCCUCGCGUCCAAGGACCCGCGCGCCGUCUGGCGCGGCACGAGCUGGUUCAACAGCGUGCACAGCCCGCGCCUGCGGCAGGACCUGCUGGCCGCGGCCAGGGAUAAGCCCUGGGCCGACGUGCAGCCGCUGAGGUGGGACGCCUCCCCCGCCUCCGCCGGCGGGAGCCACAACGCGAGCAACGCCAUCCCCAUCGAGGACUUCUGCCGGCACAGGUACGUCCUGCACACCGAGGGCGUGGCCUACAGCGGCCGCUUCCAGUUCCUGCAGAUGUGCCGCAGCGUGACCCUCACGCCGGCCAUCCACUGGCUGCAGCACACGACGCACCUCGUGCGGCCGGUCUUCGCCGCCGAGAUCCCCGGCCUGAUACGGGACCCGGCCGUCGCGGAGAAGGCGCGCGCGGCGCGGGAGCGCAGCCGCAGGGCGUGGCCGGCCGGGUACGACCCCGCGAGGGAGGCCAACAUCGUCUUCGUGGCGCCGGACUGGUCGGACCUCGAGGACGCGGUCGCGUGGCUCGAGGCGAACCCGCGCGUGGCCGAGGGCAUCGCGGCGAGGCAGCGCGAGACGUUCGUCGGGGGCGGGUACUUUAGCCCCGCGGCCGAGGCGUGCUACUGGCGGGCGCUGGUGCGCGGGUGGCACUCGGUCGCGCGGUGGGACGAGGCGGAGUGGGAGGGCAAGGAGGAGGUCACGUUUGAGGCGUUUGCGCUGACGCAGGAGAUGCCGUCGGACAGGGCGAGGUGA
This is a messenger RNA of Thyridium curvatum, 1419 nucleotides long. RefSeq lists its product as uncharacterized. The record is from RefSeq and is a predicted model, not a curated record. The transcript is spliced from 4 exons. The coding region runs from base 1 to 1419 and encodes 472 amino acids. NCBI's taxonomy places the organism in Eukaryota, Fungi, Ascomycota, Sordariomycetes, Thyridiales, Thyridiaceae.